AUGGGAGUGUAUGAGGAGCGCGCCCCUCCUACCACCGGCAUGCACUGGCAGCCGGCCAGCUCGCAGGAGCGUGGCAGCGGCUUGGCUGUGGGGCGUCAAGGGGGGCCCGGCAGUGCGGGGGGGCCCGGAGCAGUGGACCAGGCGAGGGACCUAAGUCCCUGCCUCCCCGCGUCCAUGGGCGACGCUGCACGACCUACCACCUUACCGUGCAGUCCUCCUGCCGCCCACCAUCACGGGCCCCAUCAUACACCCCUGCAUCAGACCCACUGUGGCACGAACAACAACUGCUACGACGGACCCACCACCCCUUACGACUCGAGGGACUACGAUUCUCCUGGAGCAGGUGGACAGGAGUACAGGAACAACAACAGCAACUUCGAGAACCCCAGCGACCUGAGCAUGCCGCCCCAAGCCACCCAUCACCACCACCAUCACCACCACCACCAUCACCACUCCCAUCUCCAUCCGCAGACACACUCGCAAGAACAGCAGACAUCGGAGCAUUUGCACGCUAUCCCGAAGCUGGAGCCCCCGCCCACCCCGCCGGCGCAGUCCGACGACGUGCCGGGGGUGGUUUGCGCCGGAUGUGGUCUCCGGAUAUCCGACAGGUUCUACCUGCAGGCUGUUGACAGGAGGUGGCACGCCGCCUGUCUUCAGUGCUCGCACUGCCGUCAGGGCCUGGAAGGCGAGGUUACUUGCUUCAGUAGGGACGGAAACAUAUAUUGCAAGAAGGACUACUAUCGUAUGUUCGGCAGUAUGAAACGUUGCGCCCGGUGUCAAGCUGCAAUUCUGGCCUCGGAGCUGGUGAUGCGAGCCAGGGACCUCGUGUUCCACGUCCGUUGUUUCUCGUGCGCGGCCUGCGCGGUCCCCCUGACCAAGGGCGACCAUUUCGGGAUGAGGGACGGCGCGGUGCUCUGCCGACUGCACUACGAAAUGGGCGCGGAGAUGCACCCAUCCCAGAGCCCUCCGGUCCCGGUCUAUCCGCCCGGGCCGCACUACCCCGGCCAGCCGUUCCCCUCCCCGGAAUUCCUUCAUCAUCACCAUCAUCAUCCCUCCCAUCCGCCGCAUCCUCAUCACUCGAUGCACCCGCAGCACCCUCACAGCCACGUUAGCCCCGUGCCGCUUCAACCCUCGACGCCGUCCGUGCCCGACGCGGGCUCGCCGCCGAAAGUGCCGUACUUCAAUGGCGCCGCAGUCGUGCCGCCACCUAGGCAGAAGGGCAGGCCGAGGAAGAGGAAACCCAAGGAUCUUGAAGCUAUGACCGCUAACAUAGAUUUAAACGCGGACUACAUAGAUAUGCCCUUCGGUAGAGGGGGGCCGGCGACUCCCGGCAUGCCUGGUUCCAACAGCAGAACAAAACGAAUGAGAACGAGUUUCAAGCAUCACCAGUUAAGGACGAUGAAGAGUUACUUCGCGAUCAAUCACAAUCCGGACGCGAAGGAUCUCAAGCAACUUUCCCAGAAAACUGGCUUGCCAAAAAGGGUGCUGCAGGUCUGGUUCCAGAACGCCCGCGCAAAAUGGCGGCGCAUGGUGUUGAAGCAGGAGGGGAAGUCGGACAAGUGCGACAGCGGCGUGGACGGCGGUUCCCUCGGCGACCUUGAGCUCUAUGGGAACAGCACCGGAAGCGGUGGUCCACCGAUGAGCCCACCGUUCAUGCUGGGCGGGCCGCACAGUCCCGCGUCCCUGGCGUCCCUGGACUGCGCGUGAUCCCCGAAAUCCCUGUUCCGGGCGAAGUCCAUCGAACGAUUCCUCGCGACGGACGCGUAAUCGAGAAUCGUUCUCUUGCCGUUUCCCGCCGCGCCGGCGACCCAGGGAGCUCGCGACGGGAAACUGUUCCUCUCCAAGACCGCGAUUCCACGAUGUUUCCCCGUUCUCUCGACGCUGUGAAUAAUUUAUUUGUCGCGGACGAACGCAGCGGCUCGUCGGUUGAUCGCGAAUAGGGGCUCCCGAAGAAAGAGGACGCUGUUUCAUCCGGGAAAGCCUCUUUUAUUUUCACGAUUUUCUCGUUCCUGCGUGUCGACUCGAUGUUCCCUGUUGCCGUUCCAGCCAUUUCCAUGGAAAUGAACGUCGUUCCUGGUACUAUGGCAACAGUUAUACCUCGUUGCACCGCGGAACCCGUUGCCGAUGUUGAAUCAUUGGCGAACGAACGGUGGAAACCGUUUCUGGGAGACAAUAUUCCCGGGUAACUGUUAUUUGAUAGUUUAAGAUCGAUUCUUUUGCAUUGGAUCUAUACGAACUUCGCUGUUAAGCCGUGUCAAGGUAUCUGUAUCCCUUUUCUUUCUAUUAACAACGAUAUAUUCACAAAUUGUCACAAGACAAAACAAAAUACCGAGGGUUGAUCCUUCAAUUUUCUUAAACGUAUUUUCAAUCGUCUUAGUCGAUCCAAUUCAUUGACACUUCCCCAAAAGUGUCCAUGAAUACCCUAUUCGAAAAAUUGAGUAAAACAGAUAGUUCGUCGAUCGUAAACUCUCAAAUGAUUUGAAUACGCCCAGAAACUCCUCCGGUGCAAGGUACCGAACACAUUCGAUCGGCCAUCUUCCCGAUCGAGCUCGCGGGACAGAAGCUGAAGAGCACGCGAACAAGAUGGCGGGUGUACCAUAGCGUAUGGUGGUCAGUUAUAGUCGAAAAGCGUUAGAAAUCGUAUUUAUUGUGUCCGACACGGUGAAGCUCCGCGCGCGUGUCCGGUUCGAAUUCGUUCGACGGAAGUGCACGAUAUCGCGUGCGCGACGCAUAGAUGGGGAUACUGAAAUCGAUCGGGAGCGUUUGUAAUUAGUUGUCGAUGUCUAUUUAUUGGUUAUAAGCGUUCUGAGGUAAGCCUAGUUUGGGUUACAAACUUUACCAGUGCUGUGUGAAAAUCCAACGUUUCCGAGAGAGAAGGAAAGAAAAUUUUCGAAUGGGAGAUGUAAUACUGUCACUAGUAUUACAUAAUAUAAAUAAAUUAAAUAUAUAUAUAUAAUAUAUAUAAUAUAUAUAUAUUAUUAUCUAAUACAUAUAUUAGAUAUAUAUACAUAUAUAUUAUUAUUUAAUAUAUCAUUAUCGGUAAACGAAUUAGGCGGCGAAAGCUGGAAUCGGUUAACAUCGAAUUAUUCGUUCCGAUUGAUUGAAAUCGCGACGUUCGAACGAGUCAUUUGGAAAUUGUUCAAUAAAACGGAAGAAUACAAAAUUAAGCGGUGCGUUCUAAUGGCGUUUCGCGUCGCGUGAAACGUUGGGUUUUAACGUCGAUAAAUAUAAAUAUAUAAAUAUAUAUAUAUAAAUAUAAAUAUGAAUAUAAAUAUAAAUAUAUUAUUUAUAAAUAAAUUCGGGCGCGAGAACGACGUGUAAUUAUAAUUAUUGCUCAAACGAGAGAGACGACGAACGUGUGCGGAGCGUGGUAAUGCGAUAGACAUUGGCGGAUCGAGCCGCGCCCGAUCGCGAAUCCUUUUGCGUAAACAUUGACGUAAUUGUUGUAAAUAAAGGACGUUCCUCAAGUUUCUUAAGGCACCGCUAUAGGUUGUAGGGAUUAUAAUUGCAUUCGGUAGCGGUUCUGUUAGGCAAGGUAAUAAUGAUGACGACGAUUAUUAUUAUUAUCACUCCUAUUAUUAAUA
Nomia melanderi (Alkali bee) is the source of this 3584-nucleotide messenger RNA. Its product is annotated as protein apterous-like. Lineage: Eukaryota; Metazoa; Arthropoda; Insecta; Hymenoptera; Halictidae. Gene Ontology annotation, molecular function: RNA polymerase II transcription regulatory region sequence-specific DNA binding; DNA-binding transcription factor activity, RNA polymerase II-specific. The record is from RefSeq and is a predicted model, not a curated record. Gene Ontology annotation, biological process: regulation of transcription by RNA polymerase II; neuron differentiation. Gene Ontology annotation, cellular component: nucleus.